AUGGCUUUAACAAGCACUGCCGGUGCAGCUGCAGCAGCAGCCGUCAAUUACGACGGCACAGAAGUUGUAGACCACCCACCGUCUGCUUCGUACGGAUUUGUCCACGACGAUUUGCGGUCCGCGGAGGACGUGCUCUACCCAGAGCGCGCGUCGGGAAUUGUCAUUUUGAAGCAGGACACCGUGAUCCAGCAGUUCGUUCGCGAAGUCGGCGUGCCCGUGCUCUUUCACGACGCCGCACUUCUGGAACUUCAGACCGCCUGGGUGCACCGGGAAAUCAUGCCCGGAGACUUUUUAGAAGCAGGAAAAACAGUUACUGGCGGGAAAAAUGGGGACGUAAAAACUACGUCAGGAGACAAUGAAUCUGUCUUCGCGAAGGCCUGCGAAGCUACUACAAACGGGUUGAACAACCAAUUACGGACCGUCAAUGCGUCACUCGCCACCAAGCGGUUCGGCGAAGCUCCGGGUAGUUGUUCGGAGUGGUUUACCGAGAAUUUUCUCGGGGAUCCAAGGGCCUCGUCCGAGUACGUGAUCGGCUCCGACGUGGUAAACAGCACGGACACGCUGGCGGACCCGUUCACCGACCGCAGUUUCUACACGGAUUCCAAGGAGUGCUCCAUGCUGGAAAUGGCCAUGAGCGAGCUCCGAGUGAAUGUUGUCUUGGCGCUGCUGGUAUGGAUUGCAAAUGUGUCUGGGUCUGGAAGAUUGCAACUUGUCAUGCUAAAUCCGAAUCAUGCAAAAAGAAAAAUCUGUGUUGCAUGAGUGCCAAAAGCUAUCCACUUUCGACCAAGUUGGGAGGGAGUUUCUCACGCAGGAUAGGCAUGACAGAGACCUCACAGAGUCUUUCAUACUAGGUCCCGCAUUCCAAACCGCAGGGGUCAGGGAAAUCCUGCAUGACAAGUUUACAGUCUUCCAGACCCAGACAUAUUUGCAGUUGAUAGCUGGCCCGGCCGGACCUGAACUCCGCGCUGAUUACCAGCUCCGUGUUAUCAAAUGCAAAUACGUCUGGGUCUGGAAGAAUGCAACUUGUGAUGCUGCAUUUGGAUUCCAAGAAAAUCUGUAUUGCAUGAGUAGCAAAGGGAGCGCGUUUUUUGCUACGCCCAGAGGGCAUUUGUCAUGCGGAAUAGGCAUCAAGAAGCCCUCAAAAAAUCUGUGAUGCUAGGGCGUGCAUCACGGACAUCAUGGCUCAUGCAAAACGUGCGUGACAAGUCUCAGAAUGUUUCAGACCCAGACAGAUUUGCAUUUGAUAAGUGUACGAGAAGGCACUUUCCUACGCCUUAGAUCGCGGCUUCGGGAUUCAAUCGCGGUCCUCCUUCAGUUACAACGCAGCUGCGCGACGGGAAAACGCCGACGGUCUGGACGCCCGAAGCGACACGCGCGUAGCCGCCAGCGCCGUUCUGAACCUCUUCCCACCACGGGGGUUCGAUCUCUGGCAGAGCAUUUGUGCGUUAUUUCAGAUGAAAAUCAGGGAAGCGACGAUGCGUGUCACCACUGUCACAGAGGACGUCCUCGAGACGGGGCAGUGGUGCGACGAGGUCGUGGGUACAAGGACUUCUACCGGUGGCGCCGCGAAUGGCAAGAGCAAUGCUCGUUUUGGGCAUGAUCAACAAGAAGAAGACGAAGCAGUUGAAGUAGAAGUUGCAUCUUCAUCACCAGUAAAAAGAACAGGUGAAGAACGCAAAAUAAAUGCAGCAGCUGCGGCCGGCGCCGACGCAGAUGACUCUCCAACUACUGAACGCCAAACAUCCACCACACGACGCCCAGGAGCAAGUAGGAGAUUUUUACAUAAGCGGGUCCACAAGUGGUACCAGUUUGAACUGAAAUCGAUCGAGGCGGAGUCGCGCUCCGUGGCAAAGUACGACGAAGAAGUGCUUACGGCAAUCGAGACCUACAUGGGCAUGGGGAUUUACUCGGACACCUACAACACUUCUUGCCUGGACCGCCGGGUGUUUACCGACGCCGCGUUGCGCUGCUUGAAACAGGAGUACUACAAGUGGAAGCGGGAACAGCGGCCGAAACACAUUCUCGGCCUGCACUGUAUGGAAGCGUCAGGUUUGAAAUCGACAAAAUUAUUGAAACUGUCAUGCAUAAGAUGCAAGGCAUGAAGUGCCUGUCUUGCCGGGAUGGCAAGCAAGGCCGAUUGUGAGCCUGUUUAGGGUUUGAGAUAGAGCUGUUAAAGUAGCAUGACAAAAGCAGUCUUCUGUGCCCAAACAGCAUGACAAAUUGGAUUCCGGUGCUCGGAAAAUUUGUCAUGCGCCCCCUGAUAAGUGGGCUUUCGACUGGUAUCGGUUUUAUGCAUGGCAAACUAUCUCAACUUUGACGAUGUCGAUUCUGACACUCCCAUACACUGCUGCGGCGUGCAGUGGAAGAACCUGCGCUGUGAACUCGUCGAGAGGCAAGUAGUUUCGACGGUAGUUGCCGCGCCGGUUGAGCAUAUGCAUUGCAAAAGUAUCGUACUAGUAUGAAUUGCAUUACAAAUUCACUUAGCAUUACAAAUUGAAUUUGUAAUGCGGAUCUGCCUCGAUAAAAAGAUUUGUAGAUGCAUAAACGCAAUUAGUACGAGUGCGAUACUUUUGCACAGGAAAGAGCAGGCGGGUGGACAGAAGAAGAAGCAGCAAGCGGAGUCGCUGGCGCAGCAGCGGAAAUACCAGACGGAGCUGCGAGACGUCAUGGAGGGCUACUGGGGCUGAGGAAUCUUGAAUCUUCAGAACUUGUGAUGUGGUACCCGAACCCGGUUUGUGUAUGUGCAUGGCGAGACUUAUCUCUGCGAGCGCGCUUCCACCAGAACAAAACGAAAUAAAAGUGAAAGCUCUUUGUUCUUCAGGUUGACAACUGUUGUUGUUGAGUUCAUGAGCACGGAGAUUUUUGCAAUCAUUCUUUUUUGGCUUCGAAUUUGAAAAAG
Amoebophrya sp. A120 is the source of this 2899-nucleotide messenger RNA. Lineage: Eukaryota; Dinophyceae; Syndiniales; Amoebophryaceae. The record is from the annotation of a GenBank genome assembly.